GCCAGUUUAACUUUAAUCUCGAAGUCUUCGCUGUAUCGUCCCCACCACCACCACUCCCCUGUGCCUCUCAACUUCUUUGUGUCUGAGAGAUGGCAUUUUUUCUGACUUCAAUUUCUCAUGCAGUUCCAACUCUUCAAUUCUCAACAACUUGCUUCCAUGGCGAACUCUGCUCCUUGUCAUCCUCGUCCUCUUCUUCCUCUAGUUCUUUCAUGGGGGCUCGACUAGCCUCCUUCCCUUCAACUUUCCCAGGUAAAUCUUCAAGCUUUGGAAAGGGACUCGUUGUUUAUUCAAAAAGAAUUUCAGGCUUGGAGGAGGCUAUUAGAAUAAGAAGAGAGCGUGAGCUUAGGACUUCAACAGCUUCACAAAGAAGGCCGCCUUUGAGGCGUGGAAAGGUGUCACAACAGCUCCCUGUCCCUGAUCACAUACCAAAGCCUCCCUAUGCAGGGACAAAAAUACUGCCUGAAAUUUCCAAAGAAUAUCAGAUUCAUGAUGCUGAAGGAAUUUUGAAAAUGAGGGCUGCUUGUGAACUUGCUGCCCAAGUCCUAGAUCAUGCAGGAACAUUGGUUAGGCCAUCUGUGACGACGAACGAAAUUGAUAAGGUGGUGCACCAAAUGAUUGUUGAUGCUGGUGCUUAUCCUUCACCUUUAGGGUAUGGGGGCUUUCCAAAGAGUGUAUGCACAUCGGUCAAUGAGUGUAUGUGCCAUGGGAUACCUGAUUCUCGUCAGCUACAGGAUGGCGAUAUAAUAAACAUUGAUGUGACAGUCUACUUGAAUGGUUAUCAUGGGGACACUUCAAAAACUUUCUUUUGUGGCAAUGUUAGUGAUGCAAUGAAACGGCUUGUGAAGGUGACUGAGGAGUGCUUGCAUAAAGGCAUUGCUGUUUGCAAGGAUGGUGCUCUGUAUAGGAAAAUCGGGAAGCGAAUCAGUGAGCAUGCUGAGAAAUUUGGUUACGGCGUGGUGGACCGUUUUGUUGGACAUGGUGUUGGGAAUGUAUUUCAUUCUGAACCACUUAUAUUUCACCACCGUUGCUUAAAUGGUAACUCUAAACUGAGAGCUAUUUCUGCCUUUGCAUAUUUCAAAUAUAGAAAGCAAUGAUAAGCCAGGCUUCAUGGUUGAGGGGCAAACAUUCACAAUUGAACCAAUUCUUACAUUGGGAAGCACGGAGUGUAUCACAUGGGAGGAUAACUGGACAACCCUGACAGCUGAUGGCAGCCCUGCUGCGCAAUUCGAGCACACAAUUUUGAUUACAAAAACUGGCGCAGAAAUCUUAACAAAAGCUUAGAUGAAUCACUCAUGAUUCAUUUUGCACACUUCAUUUCUUCUACAUGUAAUGGAGGAAAUAAACUCCUGCUCCUCCAUUAACUUGAGAUCCAUGGAUCUCAUAUACAACCCUGAGAUGGCAAAAGCAUUAGGCCUUGAGUGAUGAUCCCAGUUUUGAUCACAUCAACACCAUUUAUAGAACUCUGCUGGCAGCUAAGCAAUUAUCGGGACAUCGUUCACCAGAUAUGUUGCCUGGUCAAAGUAAAGGUACAGCAUUGUUACCGGCAUGUCAAUGGCCAUUGCCGGAGCUGGUGAAAUUGGGAUAUAAAUGUUUGCAAUUUGUGAGAAAUUCUUAAGGCUGUUAUACAUGGCAACGAACAGUACAUGAUUUAUAUGUACAGAAAACUUUUCUUGUACUAUUUAAUCAUUUGAAUAAUUGUAGCUCUUUAAUAUACAUUUUAAUCUGAUGAUCCUAACAAACAUUGAUGUUGCUUC
This is a messenger RNA of Coffea arabica (coffee), 1754 nucleotides long. Its product is annotated as methionine aminopeptidase 1B, chloroplastic. Gene Ontology annotation, molecular function: metalloaminopeptidase activity. Lineage: Eukaryota; Viridiplantae; Streptophyta; Magnoliopsida; Gentianales; Rubiaceae. Gene Ontology annotation, cellular component: chloroplast. The record is from RefSeq and is a predicted model, not a curated record. Gene Ontology annotation, biological process: proteolysis.